This is a messenger RNA of Exophiala aquamarina CBS 119918, 1701 nucleotides long. RefSeq lists its product as uncharacterized. Bases 1 to 1701 code for a protein of 566 amino acids. The transcript has a single exon. Gene Ontology annotation, molecular function: phosphoprotein phosphatase activity. The record is from RefSeq and is a predicted model, not a curated record. NCBI's taxonomy places the organism in Eukaryota, Fungi, Ascomycota, Eurotiomycetes, Chaetothyriales, Herpotrichiellaceae.
AUGUCUAGCGAAGCCCGGGGCCCGGGCCGGCGUAAUCGAUCGCAAAAAAAUGCUAUUGUCCCUGGUCGCCCCCCUGUGCAGCGACAGCGACAUUCCGGGAACGUUCCAGGAGCCAUGCACCCCAGCCGAGCAGAGCAAAUUUGCCAAGGUGAACUCUAUGUCUACCAUGAACAUGAGUAUGAGAACAGGGUUAACACCUAUGAAACAGUGGACUCUUGGAGGGCAUACAAGGACGAUGACCUCAAUCUCCAGUCUUCGCUCACAUCAAACCCCUACCAACCUCUGGGCUCGUCUAAUGGAAACAUCCCGACCUCCGCUCAGCUCGGCUUGAACGCCCGUGCCCCUGCCUUCACUCCUUAUCAACCUCGGAGGUUAGUCCACAAUUGCGCUCGAUAUCCUAAUUAUCGAGUUGACAAACCCUACAGAGUUUCGAAUGGUGUUCGCGAAAGACAAAUUCUACAGCAGGCCCUCCAAGAGCCUCAGAGCCCGAAUUACAGAUACCCUUUACACAGUCGACAAGGGGGACAGAGCACUCCACGCCAGCUCUCUGCAAAUACUCCAAUUUCGUCCAUCGAAUCAGGUUUCGUUCCACUCCGCACGUCAACAAAUCUUAUUCCCUCGUCGCUUCCCCCGAGGUUUGCAGACCGCCGCAGCUACAGCCGAACCCCUCCCAAUGUCAAACCUCCGACACGUCCAUUGGCAACAGCCAAAUAUUUGAAAGAUGCUGGAAGAUUGCCAGAGGCAAUUAGUUCACCCAAGAACCUUCUAGUCAUCCUUGAUCUUAACGGCACUCUCCUAGUCAGACCCAAAAACGGGAAGAACCCAAUGUCGUUUAAGUUACGACCAGGAGUCACCAGUUUACUUGAAUAUCUCUUCGCUAAUCAUGUUGUCAUGGUAUAUUCGUCUGCCCGACCUGCAAAUGUACAAGGGAUUGUCAAAAAGUUAUUCCAUCCCAGACAACAGACUCAGCUGGCGGGUAUCUGGGCAAGAGAUAAAUUGGAGCUAGAUGAGGACCAAUAUAAUGCCAAAGUUCAGGUUUACAAGAAAUUGGACAAGAUCUGGAAUGAUCCAAUCAUUCGAGCAUCAGCAGGACCAGGACAGAGGUGGGAUCAGACAAACACCGUACUCGUCGAUGACAGUCGUCUCAAAGCAGCCGCACAGCCUCACAAUCUCGUUCAGGUGCCCGAAUUCGAGAACAAUGCUCCAAAAGAGGGCGGUGCUGCCCUUCGCUCUUGGCAACUGCAAGAGAUCGCCAUAUUGAAGUCUUUGGAACAGAGGCUUGAAGAACUUAAAUGGCAGGUUGAUGUUUCAAGAUUGAUCCGUGAAUGGCAGACCGGUAAGCGAUCGGCUCCUGGUGUUGUGGACGAAACCAUCGAUCAAAAGACACAGCGGAAUGUUCAAGAGCAGCUACCGGGUGAAAGUAGUUGUACCGCUAGUCUCCAAAGCGUCGAUCAUAUGGCCACCGAACUGGCUCAAAAUAUCUCCUACAGCCCUCAAAUCCCCCUAAUAUCCACCCCCACGGACCAUGGAUCAGAUGUCACCAAGGAAUCCUCUCUUUUAGAUGUGCUUGAGGAAGAAAUGAAUCGAACCAUGAAGAACACUCACCUCAAGGAGAAUAAUAGUCAACGCAGCGAGUCGCCUAUCAACGAAAGCGUCUUUGCCGAACUAUUCAGCCGGGCAGGUAACAAGUCUCCCAAGUGA